Mesorhabditis belari is the source of this 396-nucleotide messenger RNA. Lineage: Eukaryota; Metazoa; Nematoda; Chromadorea; Rhabditida; Rhabditidae. The record is from the annotation of a GenBank genome assembly.
AUGACUUUGAAUCUAUUGGAAAUAAUUCUCUUUUGUUAUUUCUCGUUUCUCGUCUCAUUUUCGGUGUUUCGAAGUGUUUUGCCCUCGAUUCUACUCGGAUUCAGAUGUUCUCCAUCAAAUUCCCAUCCGGAUCCUCCAAAAUUUCCUCCACCAGUCGAUCAAAUCAGUCUCGAUAGUGGAAGAAGGAAUCUACUAGACAGUGCUCGAUCACUUCGUGACGUUUAUGCCUCCGAAGUUCGCUUUACACUGCAUGCGUUGAAUGAGAUUCUUGAGCAUAAAUCAAUGGCUGAGUAUCAGAGGCGACUUUUCGAGAAGAAAUUGGCACAAAUCAAUGGGAUAAUGUCUUCAAUUUUUCUUUUUCUUAACUUUGGUGUUUUGCUUUUUGGGAUUAGUCGC